This is a messenger RNA of Elaeis guineensis (African oil palm), 1581 nucleotides long. RefSeq lists its product as uncharacterized. Gene Ontology annotation, biological process: negative regulation of DNA-templated transcription. The record is from RefSeq and is a predicted model, not a curated record. NCBI's taxonomy places the organism in Eukaryota, Viridiplantae, Streptophyta, Magnoliopsida, Arecales, Arecaceae.
GGCCAAUUAAUUUCAAUGCUCAAAUGCCAAUACCUCCUCCCCAAAACAAACCAACUUCUUCCUCCCAACUAAAAGGCCACAGCCUCUCAACUCCCAGGUCUCAACCCAACCCCACUUUCCCUGGUCUACCUCCAAUUACUCCUCUCUCUCUCUCUCUCUCUCUCUCAGGUCGACUUACCUCUUUAUCUCGACUCUCUCCAACUCUCGUCCUCCUUACCCCACAACCCGUUCUACCAAAGAAGCUCCCCUGUUCUCUUUCCCUCCAUCGUCAAAAUCUCUCUGUUUUGCCUACCAAAAUCCAAUCCUUCUCUCCUCAAAGAGACCACGGAGACCCAUACUUCCCUUAUCCAACCAAAAGGAGUCAUCUUGCCCUUCUUUCACCUCACUCCGCCUCUCCCCUGUCUCGCUCGCCCAUAAAAAUCCCACCUUUUUGCGUCGAAAUCAAUGUCUUCCAGCAGAAGAACGUUCGUGGUGCGGCAUCCAGUGGUGGUCGAUAUCGGCUGCAGCUGCCGGCGGCCAAAGCUGUCGUCUUUCUUCUCCUCCUCGCUGCCAAAAUUCCGGCUCCCCAAAUCCCCUGACCCCUUCUCCUCUUCCACCACUACCACCACCACCAUCUCCACCAACUCCCUCUGGGACACCAGCCUCACGGCCACCACCGCCUCCUCCCCCAUGACGUCGUCGCCGUCGCUGCCGACGUACUCUGCCGCCGAGAGCCUGAAGCGGCGGUCGAAGAAGAAGACGGUGAAGGCACGGAAGAAGGGUGUGGUGGAGGAGAGCGUGGCGGUGGUGAAGGAGUCGUCGGACCCGUAUAUCGACUUCCGGGACUCGAUGCUUCAGAUGAUCGUAGAGAUGGAGAUCUACGCGUGGGACGACCUCCGCGACCUCCUCCACCGCUUCCUCGCCCUCAACUCCCCCUCACAUCACCACCUCAUCCUCCAAGCCUUCACCGAGAUCUGGACCGGCGUCUUCUCCGCCCCACCAUCCUCCUCCUCCUCCGCCGCCGCCGCCUCCAGCCGCCGGCGGCGGUGACCGCACGCCCCCCACCCGCCCGCGCCUCCCGGCGUGUGACUCGGUCGCGUGAGGAGGCAAAAGAGGCAAAAACAAAAAAAGAAAGAGAGAGGUGAGAUCCUGCCACCACCUGGUGCCACGUGGACCGGAGCCCGGUGGCCCCGGAUGUGGCCUAUGGGGUAAUCUCACUAGGUGGUGUUAGGAUCUUGAAUCAGAUGUGCUGUGUGCGUGUGCCUGUGUGUGUUUUUUAACAAAAAAAAGAAAAAAAAGAAGCUAAUGUUAAGUCCUGAAGUUAUUAUAGAUAGGAGUUAUUGAAUGCUAGGUUUCUUUGAACGUUAGGACUGUGAGGGUCAUGAUGGGACGAGGGGGGAGGGCGUGUUGGUGGUGUGUUUUGAUGGGUGAGGUUUUAAUGAGAUGCUGUGGAGUUGGAAGUGUGGAUGAGUUCUUUUUCCUUCUUGUGCAACUUCCAACACUCACAUUUACUACAGUGUUUUGCUUUCUAUAUGACAAGCUAUCUAUGGUUGGGUUUUUAAUGUAUGAGACGUGGUUUCACGAUAUCUUUCAAUGGAUCUA